AUGGCUGGAGGCAAGGGAAAGUCUGGCGGCAAGACCUCUGGAGGCAAGGCUUCAGCCGAUGGCGGCCCCAAGAAGCAGCAGAGCCACUCGGCGCGUGCUGGUCUUCAGUUCCCCUGCGGUCGUGUCAAGCGUUUCCUCAAGUCGAACACCCAGAACAAGAUGCGCGUCGGAGCCAAGGCUGCCGUCUACACGACCGCUGUUCUCGAGUACCUGACCGCUGAAGUUCUCGAGCUCGCAGGCAACGCCGCCAAGGAUCUCAAGGUCAAGCGCAUCACGCCCCGCCAUCUGCAGCUUGCCAUUCGCGGCGACGAGGAGCUCGACACGCUCAUCCGCGCCACCAUCGCCUUUGGUGGUGUGCUGCCGCACAUCAACCGCGCGCUGCUGCUAAAGGUUGAGCAGAAGAAGAAGGCCAAGCAGCUCGAGGCAUAG
This is a messenger RNA of Verticillium dahliae VdLs.17, 429 nucleotides long. Its product is annotated as histone H2A.Z. Gene Ontology annotation, cellular component: nucleosome. NCBI's taxonomy places the organism in Eukaryota, Fungi, Ascomycota, Sordariomycetes, Glomerellales, Plectosphaerellaceae. The transcript is spliced from 3 exons. The record is from RefSeq and is a predicted model, not a curated record. Bases 1 to 429 code for a protein of 142 amino acids. Gene Ontology annotation, molecular function: protein heterodimerization activity; structural constituent of chromatin; DNA binding.